Molecule: messenger RNA, 906 nt
Organism: Ostreococcus lucimarinus CCE9901
Lineage: Eukaryota; Viridiplantae; Chlorophyta; Mamiellophyceae; Mamiellales; Bathycoccaceae
Product: DMT family transporter: GDP-mannose
Exons: 1
Coding region: 1-906 (301 amino acids)
Cellular component (GO): Golgi apparatus
Molecular function (GO): antiporter activity; GDP-mannose transmembrane transporter activity
Source: RefSeq, a predicted model, not a curated record
AUGGCGGUCGUCACGAUCACCUUGGUCGCCGCGGCGUUUUGUCUAUCCGGCAGCGCGCUCACCGUGCUGAAUAAACAAAUCAUGGGGUUCUUCCCCGCCCCGAACGCGGUGCUGUUCGCGCAAAACGCGGUGACGCUGGUGUUGCUCGCGUUCGGGAAAUCGGUGCUGAGUCUGCAGAUCGAGCCGGUGCGGCGACAUAAAGCCAAACGUUGGUUCGCGCUCGUGCUUUUGUUUUACGCCAUGCUCGCGUCGUCCAUGCUGGCGCUCAAGUUCGUGACGGCGACGACGCUCAUAGUGCAAAGAAAUUUAGGUACGGUGACGAUCGCCAUAGCGGAUUAUUUUUGUCUGGGCACGGUGCAGACGAAACCGAGGAUUUUGGCGAUAUUAGGAAUGUGCGCAGGGUCGUUGGUGUACGCGUCGGGCGAUCUGGACGCGGCUUCGAAUUUUGACUUUACGGGGUACGCCUGGCUUGCGGUGAACGUAGCGGCGACGACGGCGUAUCAAAUCAAGGUCAAAUCGCUCGUGAACGAGCUCGAUAUGAACAGCUGGACCAUGGCGUACUAUAAUAACUUACUAUCCUUACCCGUGUGCGCCAUCGUCGGGUUCGCUCAAAGAGAAAACGAGACGCUACAAAAGUUUAUGGCGAGCGGCGCGACAAAAUCGCAGUGCGUCGCACUCUUCGUUUCGUGCACGCUAGGAUUUUGCUUGAGCGUUUCCGCGUUUCAGCUCAAUCGCUUGAUCACCCCGACGAGUAUUACGAUACUCAACAACACCAACAAGUUUGCGCUGAUAUUUUUUACCGCAUACUUUAUGGAUUACUCCACCUUGUCCGAGUCGACUGUCGCCGGCGCUGCUAUCGUGAUGAUUUGCGCGGCGCACUACAGCUUUGCCGGCACGAAAAAGUAG